AAAAAAAAAAAAACUGGAAAAGUAAAAUCUCAAUUCCCGAGAUUCGGCAGCAGGAGUCCAACGGAUAAAGGAAGACGCCCAGUCGUGAAAGGUUGCUGAUACGAUACACCGCAAAGCACUUUCCAUAGAUAUCCUCUCCGAUUAAGGCUUCGGCGCUUCGCCCUUCGCGCAUCUCCGAAUUAGAAUUACCUCGACCUGGUUUGUGGACGACGAAUCGAUCGUGUUGGUGAUUAGUUUCUUGAACCGAUUGCAGUUUUUCUGCCGGUAAUUGUGUUGGUUUGAGAUUUGAGAAUUCUAGGCUUGAAGCUGCUUGUGUCGUCUGCAAGCAUCUAUAAUGCAGGCCUCAAGAGCAAGGUUGUUCAAGGAGUACAAAGAGGUUCAAAGAGAAAAGGUAGCAGAUCCGGAUAUUCAGUUGGUUUGUGACGAUUCCAAUAUUUUUAAAUGGACAGCCCUAAUCAAGGGACCGUCAGAGACUCCUUUUGAGGGCGGUGUUUUUCAGCUUGCCUUUUCGGUGCCUGAGCAAUAUCCUUUGCAACCUCCUCAAGUGCGGUUCUUAACGAAAAUUUUUCAUCCAAACGUUCAUUUCAAGACGGGCGAGAUCUGCCUCGAUAUACUGAAGAACGCAUGGAGCCCAGCAUGGACUCUGCAGUCUGUUUGUAGGGCUAUAAUUGCUUUGAUGGCUCAUCCCGAACCUGAUAGCCCACUAAACUGUGAUUCUGGAAAUCUUCUGCGUUCGGGCGAUGUUCGAGGAUAUCAAUCCAUGGCAAGGAUGUACACAAGGCUUGCUGCAAUGCCCAAAAAGGGCUGAUGUCUUUCUGUGGCUUCUUAAGGAGACUACAAAAAUGUGUUGAAAUUGGUCACAAAACAACAAAUUUGACAAUCCAGACAUCUGAUGUAAAGUAACACCACAUUCCAACUUCUGUGUGCUUUCUCUUCUUUUUUAUUCACUAGAAUAAAUUUUACUUUUUUUUAGAUU
Messenger RNA from Cucurbita maxima (winter squash), 976 nucleotides. RefSeq names its product protein PEROXIN-4. The coding region runs from base 335 to 808 and encodes 157 amino acids. The transcript has 6 exons. The record is from RefSeq and is a predicted model, not a curated record. NCBI's taxonomy places the organism in Eukaryota, Viridiplantae, Streptophyta, Magnoliopsida, Cucurbitales, Cucurbitaceae.